This is a messenger RNA of Scedosporium apiospermum, 1149 nucleotides long. RefSeq names its product Solute carrier family 35 member E3. The record is from RefSeq and is a predicted model, not a curated record. Gene Ontology annotation, cellular component: Golgi apparatus. Gene Ontology annotation, molecular function: antiporter activity. NCBI's taxonomy places the organism in Eukaryota, Fungi, Ascomycota, Sordariomycetes, Microascales, Microascaceae. The transcript has 4 exons. The coding region runs from base 1 to 1149 and encodes 382 amino acids.
AUGGCGGAGGGCUCUAGCAGUUCGGCGCCCAAGUCGCCUUCCAUCUCCUCGUCGACGACGAUGGAGGAGCAUGAGAAACUUAUGAUGGAGAUGUCCGAGCUCGACGACAAUGGCAACCCCAAAAGGUCGACCGAUCUCGAGUUUAAUAAACGUGAGGAGGAGGAGAACCUUUUGCCCGGUGGCAACGAAAAGCCUGCGGAACCGGCCAAGUCGAGUUUCCGAGCAGCGUUGACUUGGAUGGGAAUUAAUACGUUGGCGACUGUUGGAAUUGUCUUCACCAACAAGGCGAUCUUCUCGGACCCCCAGUUCAAGCUGUGCCAGCUCAGUUUCGCCUGCUUCCACUUUACCGUCACGUUCCUUACGCUCUUCAUGUUUUCGAGACCUCCGUUCAACAAAUUCACCCCUCGCCGAGUUCCGUUCAAGACUAUGCUCCCCCUCUGCAUCACCAUGUGCCUGAACGUCAUUCUCCCGAACUUCUCGCUCGCCUUCUCGUCCGUUACCUUCUACCAGCUUGCGCGAAUCCUGCUCACUCCCGUCGUGGCGCUCAUGAACUUCAUCCUGUACCGCGCCACUCUCCCCCGCAAGGCCAUUCUUACUCUUAUCCCUGUCUGUGUGGGUGUAGGUGUCGUCUCGUACUACGACUCUCUCCCCACCGACAACGCCAAGGUUAAGACUACCUCGCCCCUGGGCGUCCUCUUUGCCUUCAGCGGUGUGUUUGCCUCGUCCUUGUAUACAGUUUGGAUCGGCAGCUACCACCGAAAGCUGGAGAUGAACAGCAUGCAAUUGCUCUUCAACCAGGCCCCCUGGAGUGCCUUCAUGCUUCUCUACGUCAUUCCCUUUGUCGAUAGAUUCCCAACCCUUGAGCACACCUCAUUCACUAGGUGGUUCAUGAUUCUUCUUUCUGGUCUCUUUGCGUCUCUGAUCAACAUUUCUCAAUUCUUCAUUAUUGCCCAGACCGGUGCUGUGUCGAGUACCGUUGUCGGCCAUCUCAAGACUUGUACCAUUGUCGCUCUGGGCUGGAUUGUUUCUGGCCGCUCCGUCGGUGACAAGUCCAUCUUUGGUGUCAUCAUGGCCAUUGGCGGCAUUACACUGUACUAUAUUGUCAUGACGAAGCACAACAGGGCCAAGGCUGGUCAGACUGUCAAAUAA